AUGGAAAGCACCCUGAAGCCCAUCUUCACUCUUGUAAUGACUGCAGAGUUCAUACUUGGGAAUCUGAGCAAUGGAUUCAUAGUGCUGAUAAACUGCAUUGACUGGGUCAACAAAAGAAAGUUGUUCUUGGUUGAUCAAAUUCUUGUUAUCUUGGCAUUCUCCAGAAUUGGUAUGAUCUGGGAAAUAUUAGUAAUUUGGUUGGUAGUUCUGUAUUUUCCAGGCUUUGUUGUGGAUGAAAAACAAUUGAGACUUGUUUCUUUUACCUGGACAGUUGCCAAUCACUUCAGUCUCUGGCUUGCUACAAUUCUCAGCAUCUUUUAUUUGCUCAAAAUAGCCACUUUCUCCAGCCCUACUUUUCUCUAUCUUCAGUGGAGAGUGAAAAAAGUGAUUCUGAUGAUACUGCUUGGGAGCUUCAUUUUCUUGUGCUUAAAUCUGAUAGUAAUAAACAUACAUAUUAAAGACUGGAUGGAUGAAAUUGUGCAUCAAAGUAAUACAACUUGGAAUUUCAAAAUGAAUGCCUCUUCGUUUUCAGGGCUGAUCGUCUUCACUAUGGCUAUAUUUGCCUUAAUACCAUUUACAAUGGCCUUGUUCUCUUUUCUCCUCUUAAUUUUCUCCCUGUGGAAACAUCUCCAGAAGAUGCAGCUCUCUUCCAAAGGAUGUGGAGACCCCAAGACCCGGGCCCACAGAAAUGCCUUGAAAACUGUGAUCUUGUUCCUCCUACUCUAUGCUACUUUCUUUCUGUCCAUUAUCUUAUCAUGGGUUUCUGAGAUAAAGCAGGUCAAAGCGGUCCAAAUGCUUUGUCAGCUUAUUGGAUCCCUCUAUCCUUCAAUCCACUCCUUUUUCCUAAUUCAGGGAAACUCUAAGUUACGGCAGGCCUAUCAGUUGGCAGCUAAGGUGUGGAUUAAAAGAUGA
Messenger RNA from Otolemur garnettii (small-eared galago), 912 nucleotides. RefSeq names its product taste receptor type 2 member 13-like. Gene Ontology annotation, cellular component: membrane. Gene Ontology annotation, biological process: G protein-coupled receptor signaling pathway; sensory perception of taste; detection of chemical stimulus involved in sensory perception of bitter taste. The record is from RefSeq and is a predicted model, not a curated record. Gene Ontology annotation, molecular function: G protein-coupled receptor activity; bitter taste receptor activity. Lineage: Eukaryota; Metazoa; Chordata; Mammalia; Primates; Galagidae.